Messenger RNA from Hemicordylus capensis (graceful crag lizard), 2275 nucleotides. It is a transcript of the gene CPZ, whose product is annotated as carboxypeptidase Z. Gene Ontology annotation, molecular function: metallocarboxypeptidase activity; zinc ion binding; protein binding. The transcript has 11 exons. Gene Ontology annotation, biological process: proteolysis. Lineage: Eukaryota; Metazoa; Chordata; Lepidosauria; Squamata; Cordylidae. The record is from RefSeq and is a predicted model, not a curated record. Bases 98 to 2074 code for a protein of 658 amino acids.
CAGCUGGGACAGACCAAAGUGUGUAACGUGGAGAGGAGCAGCAGCCGGACGGUGGGUGCCACAUCACAGCGCCUCGUUGCACACAAAGGGCCUCGGCAUGUGGCUGCGGCAGCGGUGGCCCUUCCUUGUGGGUGCCCUGAUCAGCGUCUUGGAUCCUGCCGCCCCGCUCUGCGUACCUGGCCCGGAAGCCGCCCAGGUGAAGUGUCAAACCCCAGCAGAAACUAAAGCAAAAUGUGUGGACAUCACCUUGGGUUCCUGCAAUGAUGUAUCCUAUUCAAAAACAACGUACCCUAAUUUGCUGGAUCAGAAGUCCAGAGGAGUGAUUGAAUACAGCUCUGAAUAUAUCUUGAUGAGUGUGCUCCAUAAUUUGCUGCAGGGGGAGUGCAAUCCUGAUCUGAGGCUUCUGGGCUGCUCUAUCAUGGCCCCAAAGUGUGAAGAAGGAAAAAUCAUUAAGCCUUGUCGUCAUGUCUGUGAAGCCCUGAAAAGAAAUUGUCUUCCUGCCUUUGAUGCAAUUGAUAUGGCUUGGCCUUACUUUUUAGACUGUGAUCGUUUCUUUGUGGAUCAAGUGGAAGGAUGCUUUGACCCAUUGGCAAAGCUGCGAGGGGAAACUGAAUUUUUGGAAGAUGCUGCCAGUGAAGCACCUACAUUCAUUCAGUUCACCCAUCACUCAUUCCCUGAAAUGGUGAGAGUAUUAAAAAAGGUGGUGUCCAGAUGUUCCCACAUUGCCAAGAUGUAUAGUAUUGGCCGCAGCUUUGAAGGGAAAGACCUCUUUGUGGUUGAGUUUUCUACCAGCCCUGGACAACAUGAAUUGCUUAAGCCAGAGUUUAAAUACAUUGGCAACAUACAUGGAAAUGAAGUUGUGGGGAAAGAAUUAUUGAUCUAUCUUGCCCAAUACCUGUGCUCUGAAUAUCUUCUUGGGAACUCUCGGAUCCAAACGUUGAUCAACAACACUCGAAUUCACCUCCUCCCUUCCAUGAAUCCAGAUGGAUAUGAACUUGCAGCAGAAGAGGGAGCUGGCUACAAUGGAUGGACGAAUGGGAGACAAACAGCUCAGAAUCUUGAUCUUAACAGGAACUUCCCAGAUUUGACAUCGGAAGCUUAUCGAUUAUUAAGGAUCAGAGGGGCACGUACUGACCACCUCCUCAUUCCACAAUCUUACUGGUGGGGAAAGGUAGCCCCUGAGACAAAAGCUGUUAUGAAGUGGAUUAGGUCCAUCCCGUUUGUACUGUCUGCCAGUCUCCAUGGAGGUGAUUUGGUGGUUUCUUACCCUUUUGACUAUUCAGUGCAUCCACUAGAAGAGAAAAUGUUCUCUCCCACCCCUGAUGAGAAGAUGUUCAAAUUGCUGUCUAAAGCCUAUGCAGAUGCACACCCUGGUAUCUCAGACAAAUCAGAACUCCGUUGUGGUGGAAAUUUUGUGAAACGAGGAGGGAUCAUAAAUGGUGCUGAAUGGUACAGCUUUACUGGAGGAAUGGCAGAUUUUAAUUACCUGCAUACAAACUGCUUUGAAAUUACUUUGGAGCUUGGGUGUGAGAAGUUCCCCCUGGAAGAAGAACUGUAUUCACUCUGGCAUGAAAACAAAGAAGCCCUCCUGAAGUUCAUGGAAAUGGUUCAUCGUGGAAUAAAAGGAGUUGUUUCUGACAAAUUUGGAAAUCCAAUACCGAAUGCCCGCAUUGCAGUCAAAGGCAUCCGGCAUGACGUCCUCACAGCCGCUGAUGGAGACUACUGGAGACUCCUGCCUCCUGGAAUGCACAUUGUCGUUGCCCAGGCUCGUGGGUAUACGAAGGUCAUCAAGAAGGUGACUUUGCCUGCCAAGAUGACCAGGGCAGGACGGGUCGACUUUGUUUUGCAACCCCUCACUGGUAAGCCCCGCAAAGUUGCCCAUGAGCCCAUGAGAAGUACAUAUGAGCGAUACUACGAUCCACUGGAACACUUUGAUCCUCACGCGCAACAUACCCAGCCAGAACCAAGGGAGGAUGGAAGGCGAUCUGUCCAGGAGAGAGAGAAACCCUGGUGGUGGUCUUACUUCAGUUCUUUAGGGCAACAUAAACCUUUGUGGCUGCUUAAACAUCACUAGACUGUUGUGUUUUGCACUCUUCACUCAACCACACGAGCAGUCAAUCACACUUCCAAUACUACUUUGGAUGUGAAUGGAAAUAUGUGAAUCUGAUUCAUCUGGGAAUCUACCAGUAUCUUGCUUCCCCCCCACAUCCACCCACAUUUUCUUUAUUCUUCUGCACCCAUAAAUGCUGUAUAUUAAAAUUAGUGUGCUCUUAAA